AUGCUGGAGGACGUGCAGUUGCUAGGGCAGGUGCUACCCGUCUUUCGGCAGGCGUGCGAGAUCCUGGCUGAAGAGCACAGCGCGACCGAGCUCAGGAAGUUCUACUGGCAUGUGAGCGCUUUUGCCAUCACUCUCUCGAAUCUUUAUGACGACGAGCCCGACGCCUUCUGUGCAAGCUUGUCCGACACCCGCAUGGCCAGGCUUCUUCUUCGGUCCCUUGACCGCGUUGUCGACCUGAGCGAGGCGCCACCGCGCGAUGACGCCGCCGUCGAUGACGCCGCCACAGGCCGCAAUCCCACCACUGGUGACCUUGACGGCCUGCACGCCUUAAUGCAGGCCUGGACCACCGACACGGGUAGCGGGGACUUGGACAGAACAUCUUUCGCGCUGUGGCGUCUCGACUUUGGCUCUCAACAACGCCGCGAUGAUUUGAUCAGCCAGCUCAAGGCGGCUGAAGAGAUAUGUCAGGCAAGUCAGAGGGCUGGCAAGUCAAAUGUUGACGUGGAGGACGACAUCGCCAGCAAAAAGAGAAGCAUGCCGCCGCUUCACAUAUGGCCUCUGGCUCGGUCAGUCUACGCGGCGCUCGACUCGUCCAAGACCGACAUGUGUGAUACCUGCAAGGUGCCCCAUGGAUACGGCGCGAGACUGUGCAUCGAGACGUACCGAGCCCAUGGCUACGCCGAGGAGUGUGACUUCAACAUGUUUCUUGGCCUGGACCAGCUGUGGCAUGAAGCACGCAUCCGGUCUAUGACCAAGUCCAUGGUCAGGUUCGCCAUCGAUGAGGCCAGCAGCGCGGAGGAUACUGGAUCGCAACGGGCGGCAAACGGCACCGCCCGCCGUGGCAGGAUCGAAACAAAAGUAAAAUACUUGUGUCGCCAGAUCAAGGACUCCAAGACACGCUGGAUGUACCGGCUGAACUUUGAGCUCAGGAACAACGAGCUUUGGAAGAUACCAUCCGAGCCGAGCAAGUUCCAGAUCGACAAGUCAGAGGAGGCCGUCACGCUGUCGCAUUUCAUAACGGAACGGCCCCACGUUCUCAACGACAAGACAAAACGGAUCCUAGCCGUACUUUUGGGGUAUGCUGUGCUCCAUGUCUACGGUACAGGCUGGAUCCAGCCCACUCUGUGCUCCGACGACAUCUUGUUCUUCAAGGCCAACGGAGGAGUUCCCUUGAAACCAUAUCUACAGAUUCGACCGGGCCCUGUGAAAUCGCAAUCGUGUCCCGAGGCUGAGAGAAGCGAACCAGACCCUGACGACGAUUUAUUCUAUCAUCCUUACCCUUGUUUGGUCAACUUGGCCCUCAUGCUCAUGGAGCUGCAUCAGGCAAGGCCUUUGGAGGUCAUCGCCUGGGAGCAUCGCUUGACGGUAUUCCCUGACAUGAGCGACGAAGAAAGGUUCUUGGUCGCCGGGCAAAUUUUUGACACCUGCAAACAUGACUUCCAAGAUCAGACAAGGAUGGCCAUUGAUGCCUGUUUGGACGUGACCAUCGGCGUCGAUGGGGAUGAUGAUGAGCCGGACGAGGACAGCCUGCGAUGUGCCAUCUACCAGAAUAUUGUUCGAAGACUGGAAGAUGAAUUGGAGCAAGGCUACAGCUAUAUCUCUGUCGAUGGCCUUGACACCCUUGCACAGACGCUAGACUUGACAAACCACGGGAGGCCAAUCCAGUCUGAGCCACAGCCAGUGCGAUCAAGAUCACCUCGGAUAAGAACACGGUCGUUUACAUCCUCUAGGAGGUCUUGGAGCAACGAAAGUGAGGAGACCGGGCGCCGCGUACGCCAUAGGAUGUCGUCCUCGGGCUGGUUGUGGCCACUUGAGGAGGCGUGGGCGUGUGCUCCGCCCAGACUCAGCUUCUUUGACGACCAAGAAAACCCUGAUCUGGCGUCGACGGCGAGGAGAAAGGCCUACAUAUCCUGGAAGGAGAGUGUUCGUGAUGUGUACAAGAGGUUCUUGCCCGAAGCUGCGACAAGGCGCCGUGUCACGAUUGCCGUUCUAGACAGUGGACUUGACCUCGACCAUCCCGUUUACUCUUGCAACAAUAGGAUCAAGGCGGCGGUAUCGUACGUAGAUGGCGAUCGAAACAACGCCUGCGACCUGAGCGGCCACGGCACUCACGUCACGAGUCUGCUGCUCGACUACGCGCCAGAAGCCGACAUAUACGUCAUCAAGAUUGCCAACAACGACCCGGUACCAUCGUCAAACAUAGCUGUGGCUAUCAACGAUGUGGUGAGGCAACGGAAACCCGACAUCAUCUCCAUGUCUUUUGGGUGGCCAGCUCGAGACAGUGGGUAUAGCCGGUUUGAAGACGCCCUCAAAAACGCUCGAUUCCACGACGUCCUCAUCUUCGCUGCCGCAUCCAACGACGGUGCCAACGCGAAGCGAGCCUGGCCGGCCAGACAUCGAGACGUCAUAUGCGUCCAUGCCACUGCCACAGAUGGGACGCCGUCCCCUUUCAACCCAAGCCCAAUAGUAGGAGACAAUUUCGCCACGGUGGGCGAGGCUACAGAAGGGGCCUGGCCUCUGGGCCUCUGCGAUACGACGGGUAGCCAGAGCUGCCCCCUCGCCUACAAGUCGGGGACGUCGUACGCGACUCCCAUACUAGCAGGAAUCGCUGCGUUUCUGCUGCAGUACGCCCGAGAGAACCUUCCAGCCAGGGAAGCCGCCAGGUUGAAGCAGCUCGACGGCAUGGCCACUGUCUUAAGGCGGAUAUCGGUGGUCAAGCAGAGCUACAACUACAUCGCCCCACGCUUACAUCCCGACAACUUCUUCGGCAAGGGUGACGGAUACUUGAAGACAAACCUUAAAGAGGCCCUGUCAUGA
This is a messenger RNA of Purpureocillium takamizusanense, 2817 nucleotides long. RefSeq lists its product as uncharacterized. Lineage: Eukaryota; Fungi; Ascomycota; Sordariomycetes; Hypocreales; Ophiocordycipitaceae. The transcript has 3 exons. Gene Ontology annotation, molecular function: serine-type endopeptidase activity. Gene Ontology annotation, biological process: proteolysis. The record is from RefSeq and is a predicted model, not a curated record. The coding region runs from base 1 to 2817 and encodes 938 amino acids.